Molecule: messenger RNA, 2631 nt
Organism: Mycosarcoma maydis (corn smut)
Lineage: Eukaryota; Fungi; Basidiomycota; Ustilaginomycetes; Ustilaginales
Exons: 3
Coding region: 1-2631 (876 amino acids)
Source: RefSeq, a predicted model, not a curated record
AUGGAUCGCUUCUCUUCGUCAUCAGCAGCUGCACAGGCAUGGCAAGGCGAUGCUGCUGGUCCAUCAAACCUAGAAACACCCCAAAUGGAUCACACCGCACUCUUUUCUGCAUCGACACCGACUUCGAGCACUCCUUCGCGACAGACGUUCCCGCGUCGACUGAGUCUGCUGCACAACGAUGUUGCUUCGCCUGCUCGCGCUAGCACCGGCAGUGAUGAUGCAGCGCGAAAGGGUGCUAGGCGGCUCAGUCUGAGCAGCAACCAGACUGUCGUAUCCGGUGCUGGUCCAUCCAGCGCCACAGUGGAAACACCUAGAAGAACCAAACGAUCCAGCAUCUCGUACAUCUCUUCACCUGCCACUGACGAGGGACACCUCAGCAGAACUCUGUCAAACUCUUCAGCUUCGGGUCGCACACGUACAGGCUCCAUCAGUAGAGCCAAUAUUGCCUCUCGUCGCAACCCAUCUGCUUCCCAAGCUACUAGCGUAACCGGAGACGCAACUAGCGACGCAGACGACUGGCUCAUGAGCGAAGAAGAUACCUCUUUCAGUUCUGCCACCAAAUCCAUGGCCGAACGCGAUUCCGCCAAAGUCGAGGCGCUCUUCAACGACACCGGCUAUCGAGAGGGCAUCACAGCCGGAAAACUGAGCACGCUCCAAGCCGGCUUUGAUCAGGGGUUCAACGAGGUAGGUGCUCCAAUUGGCAAUCAAGUUGGCCUUCUUAGAGGGCAAGUUGCUGCGCUACUCCUCCUCACCUCCCCCACCCUUCCCUCCCUCUCUCCCGUCGCCGCUACUGCUGCGAGAAAAGGAAUCGUGCGAAACCGUGGUGCCAACAGCGGCGCUGCUGCCGCGUCGCUGCCAUUGCUGGUGAAUCCUAGAUUGCAAGAGGCGACGCUCCAAUUGAAGCAGCUGGCGAACGAGCUGGAUGCGGUCAAGUUGGCAGAUUUGGCGGAACCGGAUCAUGAGGCUAUCGAGCACGAGAGACUACAUCAAGAUGGAGCUCAAAUCGGGGAGAUGACAAGCGAAACGGAACGCGACCAGCUGCAUAGGAAAAAUUUAUUGCGAGGGUUGGAGCAGCGAUUGCUGUCGACCUCGCACCGUGCAUCACGACGAACGCUCAGCCUCAGUUCUGACGAAUCGUCCUCCUCGCGCGACCUACUCCGCCUCAUCGCCGAAAAAGAACGCCGUUGUUUCGAGCUCCGCGAAGAACUUGCCUCGGAAGAAGCGUCGCUCCAACAGCUACGUUCGACAUGGCAACGAAUGGCGACGAGAGAGUUAGCCUAUUCUGCACCAUCUCCCACCACCACGCUCUCGUCCCGACACCGUCGUGGUGAAGGAAGCACAGCUUCGAGUACUGGCGACGUCGCCAUCGAAGCAUGGAACACGUUGUCCUCUAAACUUCCGGGAAGCUUCAAAUUGCAGCUCAACAAUCUGCUGGAAAGCAUCGCCAAUGUUGACAAUCCGCCUGCAGAGCCGAUUGAGAAGCAAAGUGCUAUGGCAACCAAGGCUUCGCCGGCGAACGUCGCCUCUUCGGCUGGUACGGAUGCAGCGAUGCUCCGUCCGACGUAUGGCAGCGGUCUGGGCGUGUUGGAGGAAGAAGGGUCAGACGUUGGUAGUGCAGCUCUGUCACCUCGCUCACCGAGAUCGCCAGUCAACUUGGGCGGAGGCAUGCCUGAAAGCAACUCGACCAGUCCGAACUGCACCAUCACCGCGUUGGGGACCGGUCGUGCAACCUGGCAACAGCCAGAGCUGCAACAGCCAGAACUGGCAUCGUUGGCAGUGCAGGACAGUCAAGCGCUUGGAUUCCACGUUGACUCGAACGGAAUCGCGCAUGCUUGCACUGCAGCUUCUGGCAUUCGUCUCAUCGACGCGGACGAAGAAAUUGCGCCGUCUACACCGCCCAAAUCGGAGGAUAGCCAAAACACGAGCUGGACGUCACGUCGAACAUCGGUACUGGGAUCGCUGAGUUCGAGUUUGCAGUCUCGACUGCAAUCUACCUCGACGAGCACCAACGGCAGCGAGGAAACUGCGACGUUUGCAUCCAUGUUCGCCAAACGGUUCAAAGAAGCGCGCGACAAUGCAUCGGACCUGCUUCGCGAAGCGGAACGCAAACUGGGCAAUGCCAUGGCCAUGGACGAGUUUCUGAAUGUCGCGUCUCCGGCGCAUGCAAGCCAACGACCGAGAUCGCCACAGAUUACGCUCGACGAAGCGUCGACUGACACAAUGUACCAACGGCAGGACGCGAUAGCUGAGGAUGGUUCGGCGUGGUACGCUGCAGCAGGAGGUCAGCCGCGCCGAUCGAGUUGCUCUUCGCGCAACGACACGCUUUCGGCGCAAACCAGGGCUUGCGACUCUACACGAACAGAUGGUAUGGCAAGAUUGAGUAUCUCGUCGUCUUCCUCGCACGGCUCGAGAGCCACAGGCGCCGGCAUAUACGCAAGCCCACAUCUGAGCCCUGUAAUCGGCGGCGCUCCAGGUGCAGCAGGCGUCUUCGGUAUGCUGAUGGGUAGUCAAUCCGAUCUAAACAGACGCGCGAGCGGCGACAGUUGGAGCUGGCGCGCCAAUGAUGACGACGACGAGGACUGGCAAGCAAGCGCUCACGAUCGAAGCGGUGGAGCCGCCAAAUUGACAUGA